Trichobilharzia regenti is the source of this 6788-nucleotide messenger RNA. The record is from the annotation of a GenBank genome assembly. Lineage: Eukaryota; Metazoa; Platyhelminthes; Trematoda; Strigeidida; Schistosomatidae.
AUGAAUAAAUUUUGGUAUGAACAGAAUGUUUAUGGUUUCAGUCCAAUUAGUCUGUUAUGUCAGUUAAUAAUGAGUUAUGAAUUAUCAAGAACUAGUGGAAUGUUAAUUGAGAGAUUUAGUUGGAUAAUUUGGUCAAUGCAUUGUAAUUUAAUGAAGGAACGUUGUAUUCAUGGAGAUUCCUCUGUUGAUUGGUUAGUUACACAGAAAAUUGCACAUUCCAUUGGAUACCAUUUAAAACGAUAUUAUUCUGUGAAUGAAAUCGGAUUCAGUUGUUCAAUUACUGAAAAGAAUAUAAAUCAACAUAUUUAUUCAAGAUGGACACCACUGCUUCUAAGUGAAACUAUCCAACCCAAAUCAACCGGCCAGUUAAAUAAUAUUCUGGAGUCAGUAACUAUUUUAUGUCAUGAAAUAAAACGAUAUUUUACUCCAUUAAUACCACAGAAUUCAAGUUCUCAAUGGCUUUCCAAAACUUUAUUGAAAUCGCUGGAAUACUAUCUAGUAAAACCAUCUCCAAUGGGUCUUUUAAUUCCAAUCUCUUAUCUUCUUUUUGGUCCAGCCGGUAGUCUUUUUAUUGAUUCUAAACUCACUAGACAGUCGAUAUUCAAUUCACAACGAACAAUGAAUAAGAAUGUGAUUAAAAAAUGCGACAGCAUACCUGAUAAUGCCACAACGCCUGUUUCUUCAACAUCUUCUUACACAACUUCAAUUACAUCAUUCACAACGUUGACUAGUUCUACAAGUACUAAUCCAUCCUCGACAUAUUCACUCACAACUUCUGUCAGUAAUACUACAGCGACUUCUGCUGAGAUCCCAUCAUUAUCUACGCUUUCUUUGCCCGGUUCAUGCAAUCAAACGUCUUCUGUGAACUCAUUAUCUUCCACAAAUCCUACUUCCAUAGUCUCCUCUUCAAUAAAUUCUAUUUCAAUCUCAACAUUAUCUUUGUCAAAAUUGAGUUCGUCGCUUAUUGAAUGUGUUCCGAUGCAAGCAUCUAACACAUCCGUUCACGAAAAAGUUGCUUCUGUUGAUACAUUACACGUUAAUGGCGAUGAUGAUGAGCUGACUACACACAUUGCAUCAUUAUGCUCUAAACUGAAUAAUGAAACUGAGACUGUUCUAUCAAAAGGGGAAAAACACCGCAAAGUAUUAUCAUUCUGUCAUCCCUUAGUUAAUGAUAAAAUUAUUUAUAGAAGUUGGGCAAAUUAUGGAAUAUUGAAUCCAUAUCUUGUACCGUAUAUCAGUUUACCUGGAUGUAUUGACCUUUCAAAUGAUUCAUUUACUUUAGAUAAAAUGUCUAUUACAUCAGGCAGUAUCAUGUCUCUAGCUGAUAUUGAAAUUAAUUUGGAUAACGAAGCAUUUCACCAGACGAUUGAGAAUACAAUCAAUUUGCUUACAAGUGCUCUGGAACACAGUCCUUGUUAUAUACUGUUAAAGAAUUUAACCCAACAAACUUGUGGAGCAUAUUGCUGUGUACAAAAACAAGUUAUUGAAUAUAUUAUGAAAACAAAUGGUUAUAACAAAGUUUAUUAUACUCAGUGGCGGGAAUAUCCUGACAAAGUGAUUGAUGAUGAUGAUAAUAAUAAUAAUCCUAAUAUUGAACAAUUAAAUGAUUUAUCUUCUAUGCCAUAUGAAAUUAUAAUCAUUGACUUACAAAACAAACUUUCUAAUCAAAAGUGGAAUUAUUCAGAAAAAGCAACUCAACUCGUCCAACAGUUACACAGGAUUCGUUUUAAUUUACCAUGGGAAAGUGAUACUUAUCAAAGCGUAUUGAAAGGAGUUAUUGUUAUAACUUCAUGGAAUGAUGAUAUACUCAAUCCAUUACUACAAAAUGUAUCUUGGGAUUGUACCAUCAACUUCAGGGAAAUAUCAAAUUUACAAGGGAUGAAUACACAAUUAGAAAAUAUCACAAACUCUGUUAAUAUUGAACAAAAAUCAAUGUUGAACAAUUUCAUUCUGAAUUACUUGAACAAUAUUCAAGAUGAUAAUAAUAAUAGCAAUAAGUUUAAUCUUAUUCUAUAUGAUGUAUUCACUGAAGCACAUUUACUCGCUUACCAGUAUGCUCUAUCAGAUCAAAAUCUCACAAAGUAUAAGCCUUCAAUCAACCAACUAAAUUCCUUUGGUUAUUUAUUACAAACACUGAAUGUUUGGUUAUAUUUACAGUAUCAUCAAAAGCAAGAUAAUAUAAAAGAAACUUUACUCAAUGAAUUACAUGAAACCUGCUUACUAACGGAUUCAAUAAAAUCUGGUUGUCGGGCAUUAGAUAAGCAAAUUACUCAAGCGAAUACUUUUCUUGAUGUAUUGAAUAAAGAUUUAGAUAAUUAUCAAAAUAUUUACUUACCAGAAGCUAAAUUAAAUCAGAAAAAUGCCAUUGAACAGAUAGAGAACUUGGAGAAUGAAAUUAAACGUAAAGAAAUUGAAUUGGAGCAUUCAAAGAAACCAAUGGAUCGUGUUCAAAAAUUAGUUCAAAUUGAAUUUAAUAAAUUGAGAGAUUUGUAUCGUUUAGCUGUUCAAGGCUUACAUGCCUUAUCAAUUGAAGAUUUAGAUGAGAUACGCUCAUAUCGUGAACCACCAGAUGAGGUAAAAGAUUGUGUCUACAUCAUUUGUAUGCUGAUGAAUGAAGCAGAAAACUGGGAGAAUGCAAAACAAAUGAUGGUUCCAGUGAAAUUUAUCAGUAAAAUUUUAAAACUUCAUACUCAAUUACUGGACAAACGAAAGCAUAAUGAAUUAAGACAGCGUUUAAAUAAUUCUGUAAUAAUGACACCAGAAUACCUACUACAAAUAAGUGUAGCAGCCUCCAGAUUAUGUCAGUGGUUAAGAGCAUUAUGUGAAUGUUGUAAUGCUGGUGAACGUUUACAAAAUCAUGUCAACAAUUAUUCUUCAACAGAAUCUCAACUCAAUCAAAUUGAAACAGCGCUAGCCAAUCUGCAUUUAUCCUUACAAAUGACUAAGCUAAACUUAGAAAUGAUAAAUAAUCAUGUAAUCGACUGUGAAAAUCAAAUUAAAAAUAUUUCAGAACAAAUUGAUACAUUGGAAUAUACAAUCUCUGAGGCUAAAUCUCUUUUAUCAACUAUGCAGUCUAAUCUAAAUGAAUUAAUGAACAUUAAUGAUAAUCACAUGUCAGUUGAUGAUUGGAAAUCUAUGAAAUUCUGGCUUAAUGUACUCGGUGCCCUAGGCGCAGUAUAUGUACAAAUAUUUCCAGCCAAGCAUAGGUCUAUUUUAUGGAAUCAUUUUAAACAACUUGUUUUAAACAAAAUAAAGGAAUACUUUAGUCAGUUGGGUAAAAUUUCACACUUCAAUGAAACUUUAAUUCAAAAUGCCCAAUUAUUUAAAAUUCUUCAAACCAGACCAUAUGAAUUAAUGAAAUGGUUAUCAAGUAAUCAGUUUCCAUUAGAAGUAGCCUUAUUAUAUCAUAAUCAUCAAGUUGGAUAUAUACUUGAAGCAGUUCUAUCAAUACGUACAAUAAUUUCUUCUAAUAUGUCGUGUAAUAUUGAACAUCGAAAUAGUUUUAAUUUAUCACUGCCAUUAUUUAUAUUCAUCUUCGAUCCAGAUAUCAUUGGAAUGGAUAUGAUCAAUUUACUCUUAUCCAGCAAGCAAAACCAAAUGAUUUCAAAUCUCCGUAUAGACUCUGAUGACUUUAAAGAGCAUUUUAACAAUGCCAUUACAAAAAACAGUAUAAUUCAAAUCAAUGUCGAUGAAUUUCAUAGUUUUAAAGCUACAGAAAAUAUAAGGUAUCUAUCAAACUUUUAUUGUAUCCAUUUGUCCGACGAAAAUACUCAUUUGAAUAAUUGUCAAAUGAUUCUAUGGACUACUUAUAAUGCAACCAGUGAAGUCGGAAAUCAGUGUAGACAGUUUUUCGCUGAAAUCGACUUUAUGUCGAUUGACUUAUGCUUGACACAUUUUGAAUCAGGCAGUGGAAUAACAGGAUGUCUAUUAAAUUUACUACCUAAAAGUAACUUAUUCAAUACACUUCAAGAAAUACGAAAGAACGAAAUUGAAACCUUUGAAAAGAUACAUGAGGAUCAAAUUCAUUUAUUAAAUAUAUCAAAAGAGCUUAUAAAAUUAGAAUUAUUCGAUUGUGAUUCAAACGGACCGGUAAAAAACUUUAAAUCAAUUAAAUUGAAUAAAUCUUGUUUAAAUUUAACAAGUCAACAUAUUGAAGCGGUUAAAAUAUAUUCAAAAUUAUCAAAUAAAUAUAUGCAAUUAAAAGAGUAUCAAAUACAACGUGAACACCUAGAUAAUCAACUUAGUAUGUAUACAUCACAAAAUGGUACAAUUGGAUGUAUCACAAACUUUACACGUAAAGUUACAUUGCUACUGAAUGUUUUGGAAGGAGAAGGAGAGAAUUCAACUGAAGAUUAUAUUACUUUUCGUCGGCCAUGCAAAAGACUAUGUCGAUACUUAUCAUCAAAAUAUACUAUCAAUUUGAAUCAAUGUUUUUCACACAGUACAACUGGAUCCACCAAUCAGUCUGAUUCAUUUUUAACUCAAGAAAAUGAUAUACGGGAUUUAACCCAAUGGAUAAUAAGCAGUCUUCUUGAGCUUCAACUCGCACCUUUAGACAAGUUGGAUAGCACUAUGAGUUUAAUUUUACAAAUAGAAAUAUGCAUAUACUUUAAUCUGCUUCACCAUUCGAAAUUCACUAGUCAUGAAUUACAGAAUUUGGAAAAUGUGAGAGAAAUUAAAUUAUUUAAACAAAUAGUAUACAAUAAUAUAUUCAAUAGUGUGUUCAAUGUUCAACACAACUCUAGUGUCAAUGAUACAGAUGUUUUGAAUCGUAUCCAACUUCUAGAAGAAAAUCUACCAUCUUUAAAAGGUUUGCAUAAAUCAUUACUGGAUGAGCCUUUAAUAUGGAAUGAAAUGCUUGAGACAUGUUUGAAUUUCCUUCGUCCUUUACCUGGAUUCUCAGCUGCAAAGGUAAUACCUGAAGCGCAUAUAUUUUUAGUUUGGAUUUCAAUAAAACCAGAAAGGUUCUUCACCAUUUCAAAAACUUUUGUAAAUUUCAUAUUGGCUCAGUAUAUCAUUACAAGUGACAGCAUAAAAUAUUUUAAUGAUUCGUUUGAAACUGAAAAGCGUCUACGUGUCAGUGGAUUAUUUCAACCACAAAUCCGAAAGCAAUCACAAGGAGGAUAUUAUUCAAAUCAAGAUAAUUUUAUAUCUUCUGUUGUGUACUUAAUUCUCCCAAAUAAAUUCAAUGAAUAUACAACUGAAGAUUUCUUCAACUCAAAUUGGUCAGGAAUAGAGUCGAAUUCAAAUAAAUUAUUAAAUGAAUUACGCAAUAUGGCAGUUUAUCUAAACAGAACUUUAUUUUGUAUCGACUGUGCAAGCACAAGUGAUAUUUCACACUGGCAUUCAUUAUGCGGAUCCAGUACAAAUAUAUUUCCAUAUCAAAGAGUUUUAAUUUGUCUUCGAAAUAUACACAUGAUGGAGAGAAAUUUGUCUAAAGAACUUCACGAUUUACUUCAUUAUGGACUUUAUAAUUUAAGGGAACAAGUUAUGCGUACUGAAAAACAACAGAAGGAGUUUCUAUUGAGUAAUAAUAACAAUAAUAAUAAUAAGCUUGGGAUAAGGUUUGAUAUUUUAAUCGAUUUCACAUGUUGUCACUCAAAGAGACAAAUUUCAUCACUGUAUUAUAGAUUACCAAGUUGGUUGCGGUUAUACUGCUUGCCGUUAUCUUUCACUGAUAAGGAUGAUCAGUCAUCAUUCGUCUCCAGUCGUCCGGCAAUGAUGUCAAAACAAGAUCAGUGGAGAAAGUCAAAUUUUCAUUCCGUAGAAAGUUUCAAUCAGUCUUUGGAUAAGAAUAUUUCAUGUUUAUGGUUAAAAGAACAUGACAAUAUAUUUGAAAAAUUGGAAUCUGACAAACUUUAUGAAUGCCUGUUUAAUAUGGAAGAUUUGGAAAAACGAAUGAAACUGAUUGGUGCAUUAUGGAUUAAAAUUGAAGAGCAAUUAAGGCAACUUGAAACAGUCUUUCUACAAGUGGAGGCAGAAAGUAGUUCAUCAAAUACCUCAAUAAAGUCUCAGCUUAAUUCGCCUUUCAUUUUACUAAAACUACAAUACUUUGCUUAUUUAAGGAAUAUAAAAAAUUAUAAAGGUCAUUUAAAACAAAGCGUUGCAUACAAUUUCAGAUUAUACACUUGGUUAAAUUGUCAAUUGAUGAUAUCUAAACAUUUUUAUAAAUUAAUGAAUCAGUGGUUCACUAAUGGUAUAUCAUCAUCAUCAUCACCAUUGUUUGAGGUAUCCCUGCCAUCUGCUGUAAUCAUAAAUUCAAAAUUAUUAUUUAAUUGGAUUAUUAAAUGUUCCAUGAUCAAUUCAUCAGAGGUACAAUAUAAAUUAAUAGCAUCUAUAAUUAAGCCAGGAGAUAGAAGUCUGUUUAACAAAGGAGUAAUCAUCACAUCUGUUCGUUUACUUAUUCAUCAGAAAAAGGUUACAAAUAAAAAUAAUGAACAAAUGAAUAUUAAUUCAAACUAUCCUUUAAAAUUGACCGAUAUUGUACAUCUACGGCUAGCUGUUGUACCUAUUGGAACCUUUAACACAAUGAAUAACAUCAACGCUAUAUGGAUUGAAUCAUGGCCAUUAAAAGAAGAGACAGUUUGCAUAAGUAUACCAUUAGUGCUAACAAAUGAUCAGAAUUGGUACCUCAGUGAUUCUUUACAGAUUUACUUAGUUACUGAUUAUAUCUUGUAAAGAAUACACUAUUUAUUUAAUUUACUAUAAAGUGAUUAAAUUCUGUUUAUAAUUCACAAAUAUAUUGACCAAUCAACGAAUUUUAGUAAAUAAAAGAAAAUUAUUUUCAU